AUGCCGUCCUUGACCGAUCUCGAAAACUUCAUCGAGGACAAUCUCCCUCGCAACCUGCAAGAGCUGCCGCACAAGGUCUCUGUCUCCGUGCAGGAGUACUAUCAGAUCCUCUACGAGCAGCUCAACAAAUAUGGUCCUCCCAUCCCCGACCUUCCCUCGCUUCCGUCCUUGGACAGCUUCACAGGCAAAGUAACGGAGCUAGUCUCACCAGUCCCUGCACCGCCAUUGGUGACGCCGCCGCCUCCGCCUCCGACGAAUUUGCAGCUGGUUCAAGGUUGGACUCGAGACCAUCGCACCGCACUGAGCUUCGCCGGCGGUCUUUUGGUCGUCGGAUUGGGUACCAGUUACGCUUAUCACGGCGGUUACAUUGCUCUGCCCUACCUCGGAAGGAAGCAAGUGGUCGGUCGAGGUCGCACACGCCAAGUUCGCCUCAAGAACGGCAUCCGCAGAGAAGCUGUCAUCGUGCUCGGUGCCGACACACCUCUGGGCCGCUCUCUCGCUCUGCACUUCUCCGGCCAAGGUUUCGUUGUGCUCGCAUCCGUAUCCUCUUCGGCUGCCUUGGCACAGUUUGAAAAUCUGAUUCCGCCAAGUUCUCGCGGGUACGUCAAAGCACUCAUUUUCGACGUCGACGACCCUUCGGGCUCCUUGCAGCCCUUCGUCAGGGCGCUUUCUUCUGCCCUCAGCCUGCGCUUCCCGCUCACCAGUGCAGGUGACCCCUACGCCCGACCAGGCGAGAACAUCAGCAUAGCCGGUGUGGUGAACGCGCUCAGCUUUGUGGCGCCCGAGGACGACCCUAGCCUUUCACGCAGCCUAUCUGCUUCAGCUUCAGCCUCUUUGCUCGGCGUGCCCAUCACCAAACUUGCACCCUCCCCCUCCUCCGAGCUGCUCGACCGCCACGUCGUGGCCAGCUUGUGCGUGCUUGGAGCGCUCAUUCCAAUGCUGAGGGCGCUGCCGAACCGCGCCGACGACACGGCUGAGUCGGAUCCUGCAACCGUCGUAACGCUCAUUUCCAGCCCGGCAUCCCGCACCGCUCUGCCCCGCCAAGCGAUGUACUCCGUCAUCGCACAGAGUGUUGCUGCCGGCGUACAGGCGCUUCGACGUGAAUGCGAGGAAGAUUCUUUCCACUCCAAGACGGCAAGCAACAGCAAGAUACCCUCUGCUCUGAGCGGCUUCUCGGGCAGCGGAUCAGCAUCGCGAAGGGCUUCGAGCUCACGUUCCAACCUGAAGCAGAGGGACGUUCGCGUCACAAUGGUCGAGGUCAAUUCGGGAUCCGUGUUGGGCGAUCCCGCGACGCCCACGAAUGCUCAAGCUACCAAUCCCGCGACCAGCUCACUGAGCGAGAGUGGCUCGCUCAAGUCGCCGUCUCGACCUUCCUUCGGCAGAUCACCAUCGUCGUCGUUGGGAUCUCUGUGGCAUCACAAGUCGCCCAACUCGGCGCCCGUGCUGAACAAGGUGUCGGAUCUGUUGCUCAGCACCAGGCGAAGACUUCGCCCAAGCUACACGGUGGGCACGCACACGCUCUCCGCAUACUGGCUGACCGUCAGUCAAGUGCUGCUCACCAUCGUACCUACGGGCAUUGUCGAUUUCGCGCUUGCCCUGAGGAGGCAGCUGUCGCUGCGCAGAGCCGGCCUUGUUGGUAGAGCCGAGCAUGCCUACCUUCCACGGAACUGGGGCAAGACCUCUGACGCUAGAGGUGAGCAGGCCAAGUCGCGACCAGCCGCGGGUAAACGACCCAUUGCUGGUCCCGGGCCUGGACCGGCAUCGGCAGCUCAUUCGAGGGCCUCUCUCGCCAAGCGUCCGAGCCCUUUGGGAUACGAGAUUCGAGACUCGGAUGCACAGAGUCUGCCCGAGAGCGAGCGUUCAUCCGGAGCCGGAUCUGGCAUCCCCAGCAGUGUCCCGUCGUCCGCCUACGGCGACAACGAUGCUGACGCAGACGCUUAUGAAGAGAGCGGCAUCUCCAACACUCACAGUCCCUACUUUGGAUCCACCCAACCGAUGCAUGCUUCCUCCGCGGAUCUGUCGGCCUCGAACCCUGGACUGAAUGACGGAAGAUCCAGCACGACCAUGCCGACCCAUUUUGGGCGGGAGCCUUGGACCGGUCCACCGAGCAGCAGUGGGGCUAGCAGCCGUGAGGCGUAUGUCUCCGAGAACGAGGAGAGGGAGAAGGAGGGGGAGAGGGGGUCAGGUUCGACGUUGGGGACAAGUUGGGUCGCGCUGGGUGAGAGUCAGUUUGAACCAGGGCAGUGA
This is a messenger RNA of Pseudozyma hubeiensis SY62, 2247 nucleotides long. RefSeq lists its product as hypothetical. Bases 1 to 2247 code for a protein of 748 amino acids. The transcript has a single exon. The record is from RefSeq and is a predicted model, not a curated record. Lineage: Eukaryota; Fungi; Basidiomycota; Ustilaginomycetes; Ustilaginales; Ustilaginaceae.